Morus notabilis is the source of this 1371-nucleotide messenger RNA. RefSeq names its product protein trichome birefringence-like 3. NCBI's taxonomy places the organism in Eukaryota, Viridiplantae, Streptophyta, Magnoliopsida, Rosales, Moraceae. Gene Ontology annotation, molecular function: O-acetyltransferase activity. Bases 1 to 1323 code for a protein of 440 amino acids. The record is from RefSeq and is a predicted model, not a curated record. Gene Ontology annotation, cellular component: Golgi apparatus. The transcript is spliced from 6 exons.
AUGAGUUUAGCACCAUCUCCUUCAAGCACAAUGAAAGCUCCAAGAGGAAAGAUUCCUCUUCCUAUAAUCACCACCCUAAUCUGUGUUAUUGCCUUCAUUGCUCUCCUCUACACUGAGAGGCUCAACUUCCUUUCUUCAAACUCAAUUCUCAAAGUCAAGUCCUGUUCUAGAAGAGAUGCCUUCAAAAAAAAUCAAUCUAAGGGUCUAAUGCUUUGUUAUCUAACAGAUGACAGGAUAGAGGAUAAUGAUGAGUCCCUUAUAGAUGAUAGGUUCGAUUUUGAUCCAGAAGAGUGCAAUGUUGCCAAUGGGAAGUGGGUCUUCAACAGUUCCCUUGAACCUUUGUACACGGAUAGAAGCUGUACAUACCUUGAUAGACAAGUGUCUUGUGUCAAAAAUGGACGGCCCGAUACCAACUACCGUCACUGGGAAUGGCAGCCGGAAGAUUGCACCCUGCCAAGCUUUAGUCCAGAACUUGCCCUUAAGAAACUUAGAGGAAAGAGGCUAUUGUUUGUUGGGGAUUCAUUACAAAGAGGUCAAUGGCAAUCUUUUGUUUGCUUGGUUGAGUCAAUCAUACCUGAAGAUCAAAAGUCCAUGAAAAGUGGACGCUCUCAUUCAGUCUUCAAAGCAAAGGAGUAUAAUGCCACCAUUGAAUUCUACUGGGCCCCAUUUCUGGUUGAGUCCAACACUGAUCUCAAAAUAAUAGCAGAUCCAAAGAAAAGGAUACUAAAAGUGGAUUCAGUUGCCAAGCAUGCCAAAAACUGGAUGGGAGUGGAUAUCCUUGUGUUUAAUACUUAUGUUUGGUGGAUGAGUGGUCUGAAGAUCAAGUCCUUAUGGGGUUCGUUUGCAAAUGGGGAAGAAGGAUAUGAAGAGCUGGAGGCAUCAGUAGCUUACAGAAUAGGUUUGAAAACAUGGGCAAAUUGGGUUGACUCAACUGUUAAUCCAAACAAGACCAGAGUCUUCUUCACAACUAUGUCCCCUACACAUCAGAGAAGCGCGGACUGGAACCACAAGGGUGGAAUUAAGUGCUUCAACGACACAAAGCCGGUCACUAAGAAGGGUCACUGGGGAACCGGUUCAGACAAACAGAUAAUGAAAGUGGUGGCGGAUGUAGUUGAGAGAAUGAAAGUUCCUGUUUCCGUCAUCAACGUCACACAGAUUUCUGAGUACAGAGUCGAUGCUCACACGUCUGUUUACACAGAGACUGGAGGCAAACUGUUGACUGAUGAGCAAAAGGCUGAUCCUCUACACCAUGCAGAUUGUAUACAUUGGUGUCUGCCUGGAGUACCAGAUACUUGGAAUCAAAUUCUUUUGGCAAAUUUGUAACAUGUCGCAUAAUUCGCAACUUUCGCACUUUUUUACGUCACAAUGUGU